Nezara viridula (southern green stink bug) is the source of this 540-nucleotide messenger RNA. NCBI's taxonomy places the organism in Eukaryota, Metazoa, Arthropoda, Insecta, Hemiptera, Pentatomidae. The record is from the annotation of a GenBank genome assembly.
AUGUUGAAUUUUAGCCAAUCCAAGGUUUACGCGGCCUGCUUUGGAGGGAGGUGGAGUCAAGGCAAUGAAGAUUUCGGAGGUGGAUAUGAAUAUGGACAUCUUGGAGAAGGAAAAUCCAGCGAACACUUUGGAAGCGGAGGAUUCAGUGAUAAACAUUUUGGAAAUCACCAAUUUGGAGAUUCAGGUGAUAGUGGUCAUAUCCACUACUUUAAAGGUUCUGGAAAAAGUAGUCAAGGAUUUGGAACUUCUGGAGGCAGUGAUCUCAGUCACCACCACUCUGGAAUGAUCGACAGCGAACUAGACACUCAUCAUGAAGGUCUUGAAAGCUCUGACGAUCAAGAGGGCAGUUUAGGAGGUUCCAGCGAAUUCUCCGGAUAUAGCAGCGGUCUGGACAGUCGUGGAGGAAGUCAAACCAGUAGUUCAGGAAGUGGUCACAGUCCCGGAAAGAGUCUCGGAAGUUCCGUCGUUAGCGUUGGUCACUUCGACUUCGACGAGCACUCGUCCGCUGGAAAUGACGACCAAUGGAAGGGUUUAAAAUAA